GGAAGCAGUUUGCCCCAUUAAUAUUGAUUUUUUGCCUGUAGCUAAUAAUUAUAUUUUGUUGUAUUAUGCUAAAACAACAAAUGGUAUUAAGGGAAAACAUGGAAUGAUAAUUAAUUACAGCGGUGAGAUUAUGAGGUAAGCUUAAAUGAUGGAACAUCUUCAUUUAUGAAGGUUAAUUAUAAUGACUCAAUAAUAAUUCUUCUUUUUAGCGAAAUAUAUUUAGGAAAUGCUGACGGAUAUGUUGCAUUAUCAAAUGAAGGGUUUAUUAAUAUUGAAAAGCCAGACGAAAAAGGAAUAUCAGCAUGGCAUUGGUAUAGCUCUCCAAAUAUUGAAACAGGAGAAGUGGUGGAACAUAAUAGUGGCGAAUUUCAUGUACCAAAUCUACCAUCGUAUACCUUAGUAGAUAGUUUAAAUUUUAAUUUAUUGGAUGGAGGUUUUGGUUUCCUGUAUAUUUUAAAAUAUGAUGAAACGAAAGGAUCACCAGUAACAAAAGAUCCAAAUCUUCAAUACUGGAGAAUUUACGUGUCAUUUCUAAAAGUGAAAACAGAUUUACCUACAAAACCCUCUCUACUUUACGAAACUACUCAGAAAUUAAAUAAUAUAACACUUAAAUCAUGUACUCUGACUUAUUAUCAUGCUGAAGGAUAUAUAUGUGUUAUGACAUUAAAUAACACGAUUACGAAUAAUAAUAAUUCAUAAACCGAGAUAAAUUAUUAUCAGUUGGGAUUUUUAUCAACUGGGGCCCUAAUACGAUUGGAGAUAAUUCCUACUCUAACAAAUAUUCCAAACUUU
Rhizophagus irregularis DAOM 181602=DAOM 197198 is the source of this 792-nucleotide messenger RNA. Lineage: Eukaryota; Fungi; Glomeromycota; Glomeromycetes; Glomerales; Glomeraceae. The record is from RefSeq and is a predicted model, not a curated record.